Messenger RNA from Wickerhamiella sorbophila, 2859 nucleotides. RefSeq names its product Oxysterol-binding C23H4.01c. Gene Ontology annotation, molecular function: sterol binding. The transcript has a single exon. Gene Ontology annotation, biological process: piecemeal microautophagy of the nucleus; exocytosis; maintenance of cell polarity. Lineage: Eukaryota; Fungi; Ascomycota; Dipodascomycetes; Dipodascales; Trichomonascaceae. Gene Ontology annotation, cellular component: plasma membrane; perinuclear endoplasmic reticulum; intracellular membrane-bounded organelle. The coding region runs from base 1 to 2859 and encodes 952 amino acids. The record is from RefSeq and is a predicted model, not a curated record.
AUGGAAAUCAUUGAGGUGCAGGCAAAGUCGUUUCUGAUCCAUUGGCGCGAAGUGCCAGCUGGCUCGGACGUUAAAUGGCAAGUUCGUCCGUUGAAAAAGUCGGUCAACUUCGGUCUAUAUCGCCACAAAAUCAGCACGGGGCAUAUUGAGCACUCGUUAUCCAACUCGAACAAUACAGUUCCCCUUUCGGAGCGUCUUGCUCGCCAAGGUUUUGAGGCUGUGGCUGAGUUUGAGAGGUUGCCCGGUAACGAAACGACGGUCGGCGGUUGUACAGCUGCCGAUGCCGGCAUGCUAGCUUUCGUAUUUGACAACACAUUUUCAAAAUCCACGCCCAAAACGAUCGAGUUCUGGCUCUCGUGCACAGAUGCAAGUGGGAAGGAGGCUCUCACAGAAGUUGCUUCUGAUGUUAGUAGUGGUUCUGAUGGCUCCACUGCUGCUCUUAGCCAGAUUUCUUCGGAUCAGUCGACGGAAGGAACCAGAACCGUUAGUAUUGCAAGCUCUGUGAGCACCGCCCCCAAUGAAGCAAGCUCAAAGACUGCCUCGGCUGCUAAGGAUGCAGACAGUGAGGGAUCUGGAAUCCGUCGCUCACCAGAUCGAAGGUACAUUACCGGUGUUCUCAACAAAAAGCGUCGUAAGAAGAUGCAGGGUUAUGCCAAGCGAUUUUUCUCUCUAGACACUCGGCUCGGCCAGUUGCACUAUUACAUCAACCCUGGGUCCUCGUAUCUGCGUGGUGUUAUGCCAAUUCGAAUAUGCGAACUGCAAACAAAUAAGCAGAAUCGUGAAAUAACCCUCGACUCCGGCUUGGAGAAAUGGUCACUCCGCGCCUUGACGACUGCAGAUUAUGAUGCGUGGCUUUCAGCCUUCGAGGAAUGCCUUAAUCCUACUGUCUCCCACGUUGUUGGCCGCCAGGGCCAAAGUUUAGCUCUAUCUACUGCACAUUCGCGCCGCAGUUCCGUGUCCAUUCACUCUUUGGCUACCGCUUUGAAUGGAGAAGACAAGUCCCCAGAAGACACUGAUGACACUGCUGCUCCUCAACUCGAUGCCGAAACUGUAGCAAACCUUGUGAAACGGCUCGGAGAGGUGGCAGGCACACUGAAUGCUGAAUCAAGAGCCGCCAUAUCAUCAGUGCUUAAAGACUUUGAUGUCAUCUUGACACCUCACGGCUAUUCAGUGGCAUCGCAUACUAAGGUAAAGCAUAAACGUCCUCAUUUGCGUCAAAAGCGACAGCGUGUCCAGAGAUUGCUUUUCAAUGUCAUUCUGGCCAUCGUGGUUUGCACACUGGUCGCUACAGCGUUUGGAGUGAGUUUAACGUACAUUGUUCUCUCGGUCGUAGUAUCGAUUCUGGGCGCUGUUGGUGGAACUGCUUUGACAUUCCCUAAAAUCGAGGAUCUACAAGAAACUUACGAGGAUAUUGUUUCUGGACUACCUGAUGAUGCUUAUGAUGAAGUAUACUCUAGCGAUGGAAACGAGUCUGAUUCCGAGGAAGAAGAACAGGAUGAAAAGGCUGCUGCCGCCGAUGAAGCUGCUGCUCAAGCUGCCGCCGCUGCCAAGGCCCAGUCCCGUGAAAGCACGCCGCCGGUUCCGGCUAUCCAUGUUCACCCGGACGUCGCUGCUUCGUCGCCACGUCUAGCUGCUGCGGCCGCUUCUGCUGCUUUGUAUGGCCAUUCUCGCCAGGCUUCUGUCUCACCUAUUGAAAAGGUUGAAGAAACUGAUAGUGAUGCACUACCUCCACUUCCCCAUUCUGCGGUGAAGCGUCGCCAGGACAUCAAGAGACCCACACAUUCUCCACCUUCUUUGUACUCGAUGAUUCGUCGUUCCGCAGGCAAGGACUUGUCGUCUAUGACUGCCCCUGUCACUUCUAAUGAACCUAUUUCGGUUCUCCAGCGAUUGUGCGAACAACUCGAGUAUGCUGAACUUCUUGACAAGGCGUCCGAAUCUCGUGGUGAACAGCGAUUACUGUAUGUUGCACUGUUUUCCGUUUCAGCUUUAUCAGCUGCUAGAAUCAAAGAGCGUUCUCUUAGGAAGCCUUUUAAUCCUUUACUGGGAGAGACCUACGAGUGUGUACGUGAGGACAAGGAUUUCAGGUUCAUCUCUGAAAAAGUCAGUCACCGACCUCCUGUUUUUGCCACUCAGGCUGAGUCCCCCCGCUGGACUAUGCAUUGGACUUCUCGCCCUCACCAAAAGAUUUGGGGCAAAUCAGCUGAGAUCACUGACAGUGGACCUUGCUUGAUUUCCUUUAAGGAUGGCGAGGUCGUUAACUUCAUGAUGCCUGAUUGUUUCCUACGCAACCUUAUCGCCGGUGAAAAGUAUCUGGAACCAGUUGGUACAAUCACAAUCGAGUCAUCUGCAGGUCAGACCAUGACCAUCCAUUUUAAACAGGGUGGUCUGUUCUCUGGCCGUUCCGACGAACUCCAGAUUCUCCACGGAGACAAAGUAAUCGCAGAAGGCAAGUGGACUGAAAGUGUAUCGACGCCUAGCGGCACCACCUUGUGGCACGUUGGAGCUUUAGUCGAGAACGCUAAGCAAAAAUACGGUUGGACCAAGUUCACAGUUUCUUUGAACGAAAUCACCACGCUCGAAAAUGGCAUGUUACCCCCCAACGACAGUCGUAACCGACCAGAUCAGCGCAAUUAUGAAGAGGGUAAUGUGGACGAGGCUGAAAAACUCAAAUUGAUGCUUGAGGAGCACCAGCGCCAGCGCCGCAAGAAGUAUGAAGAAAGCGGUAAGAUCCAAGAGCCGAUGUUUUUCACCAAGUCCAAGAACUCUCUUGGUUAUUUCCAGCUUAAGGCAGCGGACCGUAACUACUGGAGAAUGCGCAAAAACAAAACAUGGGAGGGAAUUCCCAACUAUAUGAAGUAG